AUGCCUUCGGAUUCAGGCACCCCCGAUUCAUCCGGUUCCAGGGCCACUUCCUUCGAGAAGAUUUCCCGCAAUCCCCAGGAGUUCCCUCUCCAACCCCUCGACCCCGAGGAUGAUGAUUCGGGAGGUAGUCCGUUUGUGAGCCUUUCGCGGGGGAGUUCCGACUCCGUACGGCAUGGAGAGGGCACGAGUGAGCCCCUGCUCCCGACGUCAAUGCCGGUGCCAAUGCCAAUGCCGCAUCUUGCUUCCCGGGAAAAGAUGCGAGGUCGGUUCUCCUCCAUCCUGUCGAGGAUCGGCGCCUGGAUGAAGGGACCCUCGCCUCCGCAUAAGUAUCGCAUCACGCCUUGGUGCUACCGGGCCCAAACCGCCCCCGGCCGUCUCGUCGAGCGAUACUUUCCGACGAGAGCAGCCAAGGUCUGGCUUCUGUUGGGCUGCGUGGGAGCUUGGGGGGUCAUCUUUCUCAGCUUUCUGCAUGCCUCGAUUGCGGGUCAGGAGAUACCAGGUUAUGGGAAACCCGUGAAACUUUCUUGUCAAGCACGGCUAUGGUCCAAUGCUACCAACUGUGGUCUCAAUGGCGAUAACUGUCGUCCUUUUGAGAACGGGGCAUUUGCUUUCCGAUGCCCUUCCAGUUGCGCCGCAGCCAUGGUACUCGAACCGUACGUUAUAGGCCCGGAAGAAAUCAACUAUCGGAGCCUGGUUAUCGGAGGAGCUUCUGAUGAUGACGCUAAGCCGGGUGUCUAUCGUGGUGACUCUGCCAUCUGUCCGGCGGCGGUGCACGCGGGCUUCGUCAGCGACCAGAAGGGUGGAUGUGGCAUUCUCCGUCGCACAGGUGAAAAAUCUGGCUUCGAACCCGUUGAGAAAAACGGCAUUUCGAGCGUUGGCUUCCCGUCGAACUUUCCCUUGUCAUUCACGUUUGGGAGCGAGGAUUCGGAUGAUGGCGACCUCAACUCCAAGUGCCAGGAUAUCCGGUGGUCGUUGUUUGCGUUCUCUCUGGUUGUGACGACGGUGCUAUCCCUCUUCAUCACUUCGCCUGCUGCCUUCUAUACCGCGAUCUAUUUUAUAGUAUACUUCCAGGUGGCCCUCUCCUCUGACCCACCUUAUUCUCCCGACUAUUACGAAAUCGUGUCCACCGCAUUAGGCCGCUUGAUUCCUUGUGCCUUCGGGGGAUGGGCGAUGUACUAUUUUUGCGUCCGGCAUACGUUGAAGGAUCUAGACGCCCACUGGGACAAGACAGUUCUUUGGCUGGGGACCUGCUGGGUUGGGGCGCUCAACACCGACACGUUCGAUAAAAUCCCGAUCUCUCGGCUUACUCCUCACGACAUUGAGCAACAGCCUGGGGCCAUCCCUGCGCUCAUCAUUAUUGUCGGCGUUCUCGUGUUGAUCGUGGUCGCUCAAGCCAUUGCCUUUCGCAACGAAGGCAGAAUGCCACGGAUGCUCGGGCUAUACGGGAUUUUGGUCGCCGGCAUCAUCGCCCUACUUCUUGUGCCUAACAUGAACCUGCGCAUCCAUCAUUACAUCCUGAGUCUGCUGUUCAUCCCCGGUACAACUCUGCAAACCCGACCCAGCUUAUUAUACCAAGGGCUGCUAGUGGGCUUCUUCAUCAAUGGCAUCGCACGAUGGGGUUUCGACAGCAUCCUCCAGACGCCAGGUGCCUUGCUUGAUGGUGCUCAGUUGGGUAGUAUUCUUCCGGAGAUUGGACCACCACUCGUCCUCACGUCGCAGAACAUUGCUUUCGACCUCUCCGGCAUUAAACCCGAGGCUGAUGGCAUCAGCGUCUUGGUCAACGAUGUCGAGAGAUACCACUCCUUCAAAGCAGACAAUGGCUCGGUAGGUGUAUUCAACUGGACGCGCCACAGGGCUGACGAGCCCGAGUACUUUCGAUUUGGAUACGUCAAUACAAAAGAUUUGGGCGGCAUUUGGUACGAGGACUUCACCCAACCGGUGGCCUGGGAUGCCGAUGGCCGUUGGAACCAAACGGACCGUACCUAA
Aspergillus melleus is the source of this 1986-nucleotide messenger RNA. RefSeq lists its product as uncharacterized. The record is from RefSeq and is a predicted model, not a curated record. Bases 1 to 1986 code for a protein of 661 amino acids. The transcript is spliced from 2 exons. NCBI's taxonomy places the organism in Eukaryota, Fungi, Ascomycota, Eurotiomycetes, Eurotiales, Aspergillaceae.